This is a messenger RNA of Drosophila eugracilis, 792 nucleotides long. RefSeq lists its product as uncharacterized. NCBI's taxonomy places the organism in Eukaryota, Metazoa, Arthropoda, Insecta, Diptera, Drosophilidae. The transcript has 2 exons. Bases 58 to 576 code for a protein of 172 amino acids. The record is from RefSeq and is a predicted model, not a curated record.
UGGUCGAAUAACUUAAAUGUUCCUAAAUUCCUAAAAAAUAAAAAGGAAAAAGAAAAGAUGAAACCCGGCCAGAAAAAUAAUAUGUACAACUCAAAUCCGGUCUUGAUGUCUUUGGACGAGUACAGCGAGAAGUACGUGAAGAAGGUUAGAAAGCAUCAUCCGCACUGCCCUCGCCAGUAUUCUUCGCAGUCGGAGGCCAGUCUUCACUAUGAGCGGACUCACUUCUUCGCCCCCGGCUACCGUCGGAAUCAGAAUACUAAGUCAGCCAUGGUUAACAUGCGGGUGGAUUAUUUUUUCAACCAGCUUACCGACAUUAAGGUCUUACUGGCCUGCAAGACCGUUGUCAAUUUGAAACAAAAACGUCUGGUGGUUAUUAAAAAUCGCAUGCCCCAGUCGGCUUCGGAUGCUUCGAAUCUUCCGUCUCCAGUGGGAGCCUCGGCUCCUGAGGCUUCACCGGUUCCUCAUGCCCAGGAUACGCAAGAUGCUCCCACAGCCCAAGAUACCAAUAACGACGAUAAUGAGGAUACUCUGGUCUUAACCAUCGGAGACGAGGUACUCUAUGACGAGGAGUUCUAAAAAUAUUGGCUACCGAGCAGCAGAUAUGUAAAAUCUUCCUAUCACUAUAUACAUCACAAAUAAAUAUCUCUUGUGGCUGAAACAUUGGUCAUUUACCAAUUGAAAAUUAAAAAUGGUUCGUAUUUCACUAUUAAGAAAAUCACUUAUUUCAUGUUUCAUGGCAUUUAUUUCCAUAUUAAAAAUAUUAUAUUAUAAUAAAUGCAAGUCAUACAAUAU